Penicillium samsonianum is the source of this 240-nucleotide messenger RNA. RefSeq lists its product as uncharacterized. NCBI's taxonomy places the organism in Eukaryota, Fungi, Ascomycota, Eurotiomycetes, Eurotiales, Aspergillaceae. The transcript has 2 exons. The record is from RefSeq and is a predicted model, not a curated record. Bases 1 to 240 code for a protein of 79 amino acids.
AUGAAAAGACAAAAAGACGAAAAGGAUACUGGAUCAACCCGAGUAGAUCAACCAAAUUGGAACAACGAGACGGAAAAGAAAAAUGACGUCAAAAGACAAAAGGAUCCCAAGGGCGAAGCCACAACCAGGUGGCCACCAUAUCACUCUGAUUCCUUUACCCGGAGUGGUACCACCGUCUAUAUCAAGCCGGUGUGCAACCACAGCCUGCGAAGCUGUCGGACUGAGAUUAUCGAGCUAUGA